AUGGCUCCUAUAAAAUCCGUAGCAGUUAUUGGAGCCGGUCCAGCUGGGGCAAUAGCCGUUGAUGCUUUGGCGCAAGAGAAGGUAUUUGACAGAAUAAGAGUUUUUGAGCGGAGAGAGAAAGCCGGAGGAUGUUGGAUUGCCGAUCCAGAAGACCACAUCCAGCAAUAUCCAGACUUCGACAAGAUAGCAUCACGUACUGCGGAUGAGACUCUCCCCAUCCCCUCCAAACUUCCAACCAAAACACCUCACAGCACGCAGUACCGUUUCUCCGAGACUUCAAUCUAUCCAACCCUGGAGACAAAUAUAGAUGCAUUUGCCAUGUCAUUUUCUCAAGAGCCAUUCCCGGAAGAGAGAUCAGAAUUAAAUGUCAAGAGACAUGGAGAAGAUUCCCCGUUUCGGCAUUGGACAGCUGUGGAGGCGUAUAUUCAGAACCUGUUGAAUAGGAACGGGUAUCAGGACUGGGUUGCGUAUGAUACCACUGUUGAGUUGGUUCAGAAGGACGUGGAAAGUGGGAAAUGGAUUCUCACUCUUAGACAGCCGCUGGAAAAUGGAAAGGAGGAUAGAUGGUGGACUGAAGAGUUCGAUGCAGUGGUUGUUGCACCUGGACAUUAUACUGUCCCGUUCAUCCCCUUUACUCCCGGUCUAGCGGAAUUGGCGCGUGACUUUCCAGGAAUGGUAGAGCAUAGCAAAGCCUGGAGAGAGCCAGAGAAGUAUAGAGGAAAGCGAACAGUGGUAGUAGGAGCCAGUAUCUCAGGACCAGAUAUUUCACAUGCUCUUGCCGACAUAACAGAAGUUCCACUGAACUGUGUUGUACGAGGAAAAUAUCAUCCAUACUUCUUCGACUACGCAUUUCAACAUCCCAACAUCCUUCGCCGGCCACCAAUUACACAUAUCACCUCUAACCGAUCCACGAACGAACGAACAGUACAUUUCGAAGACGGCACAAGACUCGAUAACGUAGACCACAUAAUAUUUGGAACAGGCUAUUCCUGGACGCUCCACUUCCUCCCCGACCUCGCCUCAACAAUCCGCAACAACCGACUCCCCAAUCUCUAUCAACACGUAUUCUGGCAGCAGGACCCAACGCUCUGCUUCGUCGGUGCCGUAGCUGCCGGCUUCACUUUCAAAGUAUUCGAGUGGCAAGCCGUGCUCGCGGCCCGGUUUCUUGCCGGACGCAUCACUCUGCCUCCCCUAUCCGCCCAAAUACAAUGGGAGAAGGAUCGCAUCGCGUAUAAAGGGGAUGGUGUACCUUUCUCGGCGCUGUAUCCUGAUUUUGAGGAGUACUUUGAGGAGGUGAGAAAGAUGGCUGGUGAGCCGACAGAGGAUGGGAGGGGUAGGCGAUUACCUAGGUUUGAGGGGUGGUGGAGGGAGGGAUUUGAAAGCGGACAUUUGAGGAGGAUUGACAUGUGGAAACGAGCGAAUGAGGAGGCGAGGGCGAGGAUUGAGAGGGAGAAGGACGGAGUAGUUGGGGAAAAGGGUGGUGGGAGGGAUAGUAAUUUGUGA
Molecule: messenger RNA, 1503 nt
Organism: Cadophora gregata
Lineage: Eukaryota; Fungi; Ascomycota; Leotiomycetes; Helotiales; Ploettnerulaceae
Exons: 4
Coding region: 1-1503 (500 amino acids)
Molecular function (GO): N,N-dimethylaniline monooxygenase activity; flavin adenine dinucleotide binding; NADP binding
Source: RefSeq, a predicted model, not a curated record